AUGCCCAGCUGCACUGGUGAAGUGAUAACCCAGUGGAGAGCCUGGGUUCUGCAGGUUGCUUCUUUAGAGACUUUUCUUGGGAUCUGCCUUGGAGAUUAUCUUAAUCUACAACGCAUGUAUGACGCCUUGCCCGAGGACUGUAAGAACACUUUCUCACGCCCAUUUUGUUAUUUACUAUAAUUCAGUGUCUUUCCUGCUCUCCUAAUUGACCAAGAUAGGCAAUUUUACUUGCAUCGUCCUAGUAAGGAAUCCCUGAAAGGCUGGAGAGAAUGCACACCCCCACGUGAUUACACAUUUAUGUGUGAGAGAUUAUAAGUUAAACAGAAAAAAUAUUUGUAGAUGUCUCCUAUUUUCCCAUCAAAGUAAAAAGAAAAGGCUUAUAAAUGUUUUUCUUUAAAUGACAUUAGUGAAAUACAGUUAACACUUGCCAGAUAAGGACAUAACAGUGAAGUCACUGGUAUGAGCAACACAGCUUAUAUUAGCGACGUAUGUCGGUACAGUUUAACUUCGACAUGGUGAGGUCCACUCAGUGUAUGUUGCAAAUGUAAACCAACCAUUAAUUCAUCAACUUGCUAAAACGCUUUUUUUGUUCUGUGUUUAAACGUAGCGAAAAUCCUUCACUAUUACAACAUGAUGCAGAAUGCUGGUAAGUUAAUUAUUAUUUGAUUCUUCUUUGUUAUAAAUCGGUUAUGGUCCCGAGGCUCUGCGAUUUACGAAUUUCUAGCUAUCAUGCAUUAACGUGCCCAGAAAGUAGAGGAAAAAAAAUUAAAUCACGGAUAAAACUGAACCACAAUGUACUGCUAUUGCGGACUCCAGAAACUACAAGAGGAAUUUUUGGGGUCGUUUGGGUGGACAAGCGAUACUUAUGACUUGUUCAAGGUUGCCUUGAAUACCAUCAACCAAUCAUAAUUAACCCUUGUCCACAAAACUGAUCCCACAAAUCACUGCACCGAAAGCAAUCUCCCUAGAGUUUUUGAAAUGGGGAAAAUUAGGUAACGUUGCCUAAAGCCUACGUGGUAAGACCGCAAGGUCAGGUGGGUAGAGCCAAGUAAAUACUUGACAACAUAUAUAAUUUUUUGCAGAUAUAGCUGAAGUUGACAAAGCCUGUGCCAAAAAUGUUCACACCACUUGCAGCAAGAAGUUUGUCGAAGCUGUGAAGAACGACAAACUCAUAUGUUCUGAUGGCGCAGCUUGGCUGAACUGUUACGUGGAGAAUAACAAUUGCGAUGAAAAAUCUUUGAUUUACCGUUACACUCAGUAUGUCAGUAAAGUGGCACCAUAUUUAGAGCAAGAAUGCAGCCAAGCUGUUCAUUGA
Molecule: messenger RNA, 1315 nt
Organism: Porites lobata
Lineage: Eukaryota; Metazoa; Cnidaria; Anthozoa; Scleractinia; Poritidae
Source: the annotation of a GenBank genome assembly